AUGGUCCCCUCACUGCACUGGCUCCUGCUGCUGUGGGGACUUCAGGGUCUUUGUGCACAGGACUAUGAAGAAGACUAUGAAGAAGAAGUGGUGACCACCAAGAAGAAGAACAAACUAUAUCCGUCCAAUUCCAUCCCCCAAAAUGGCAAAUCGCUCAUUGAUGAGGACUGCGGUUUGGAGAUAGCCUUCCUGAUCGAUAGCUCAGAGAGCGCCAAGGACAACCAUGCCCAGGAGAAGCGCUUCGCCUCGGACGUGAUGGACCGGCUGCAGGGCCUCCGGCUGCAGACCGGCCGCAGCCUCAGCUCGCGCGCAGCCCUGCUUCAGUACAGCAGCCAUGUCAUCAUAGAGCAGACCUUCAAACAGUGGAGAGGCACCAACGACUUCAAGGCCCGAAUCGCUCCAAUCGUGUACAUCGGUCACGGCACCUACACCACCUACGCUAUCACCAACCUCACCCGCAUCUACCUGGAGGAGUCAAAUCCCAGCAGCAUCAAGGUGGCCGUCCUGCUCUUCGAUGGCAUCUCGCACCCCAGGAACCCAGACAUAUUCUCAGCUGUGGCCGACGCCAAGAACCAGGGCGUCCGUUUCUUCACCAUCGGCAUCACACCUGAAGCCAACGAGCCGACCAACAUAGCUCAGCUGCGGCUGAUCGCCAGCUCCCCGGCCUCCCGCUACCUUCACAACCUGCAGGACAGAGGCAUUGUGGAAAAAAUUAUCAAGGAGAUUACGGCGCUGGCGGAUGAAGGGUGUCCCCUGGCCCAGAGCAAGUGUGCAUGCGACAAGGGGGAGAGGGGACCCAGCGGCCCUCCCGGCAAGAAGGGCCGUCCUGGAGACGAUGGAAGUCCUGGAUCAAAGGGACAGAAGGGUGAAAGCGGGCUCAGUGGACUUCCAGGUCGAGAAGGAGGAGAGGGAAAACCAGGAUACAAAGGAGAGAAGGGAGAGAGAGGAGAGUGUGGCACACCUGGGAUUAAGGGAGACAGAGGCCCUGAAGGCACCAUCGGCCCCAGAGGAAAUCGUGGACUUCAGGGUCUGUCCGGUCCACCUGGUGAUAUCGGCCCUGAGGGUGUGAUGGGUAGAAAAGGGGAGAGGGGACUUCCUGGGCCACCUGGAAUCCAAGGGGAAACAGGGAUCGGCCUUCCGGGACCGAAGGGCGAUGUUGGCUUCCAGGGGCAGCCAGGGCCCCCCGGUCCCCAGGGACUUGGCGAGCCUGGAUCACCGGGGCCUCAAGGGCCACAGGGAGUCCAAGGAGAGAGAGGGCCAAUAGGAGAAGGUCUGCCUGGACCAAAGGGAGAGCGAGGCUUGGAGGGGCCACGGGGGCCCAGAGGACAGCCGGGCACUGGAAUCAAAGGAGACAAGGGGGAUUUUGGACCUCCGGGUCUCCCAGGGCCCCUCGGCCUCCCGGGCGUAGGGAUACAGGGCGACAAGGGCAUAGAAGGGCCGAGGGGGCCCCCAGGGAGCAGAGGCCCACCAGGGGAGGGCUUGUCUGGAUCCAAGGGAGACCAAGGGUUGCCGGGCGAGAUUGGCGCCCCAGGGGAGAGAGGGGCCGGAGACCCUGGAGCUAAGGGCGAGCCGGGAUCCACGGGAAUGGCGGGUUUGCCGGGGCUGCCGGGAGAGGACGGAGCCCCCGGACAGAAGGGAGAGCCAGGAGCUACAGGUUUCAGGGGGCCAGAGGGGGCACCUGGGAUCGGGACUCAGGGUGAAAAGGGUGACCAAGGCCAACGAGGAAUAAGAGGCUUGACCGGUCCACCUGGGAUCGCUGGACCCUCCGGACCAAAGGGAGAACCGGGGGCACAAGGCAGGGCGGGUUCUCCCGGGCCACCGGGCCGUUUCAUCGUGGGACCCAAGGGUGAUCUCGGUCCGAAUGGUCCUCCUGGUCCGAUUGGCGAAACCGGCUACGGACUUCCUGGUCCGAAGGGUGACCGUGGAGACCCGGGCCCUGCAGGUCCAUUCGGCCCCAAAGGAGACGGCUAUCCCGGCCCCAUGGGCCCACCUGGUCUGCCUGGACUUCAAGGAGAACCUGGGCCUGAAGGAGAGGGCAUCCCUGGACCAAAGGGGGAUGUCGGUUUCCGAGGGUUGCCUGGUUUACCUGGACCUCCAGGCGAAGGACUCCAAGGACCUCUGGGUAACCCCGGGCGACCCGGACCACCGGGGCCAACGGGACCACAAGGACAAGGAGUUCAAGGGCCAAAGGGUGAACAGGGGUCCCAGGGCGUGACAGGGCCGAGGGGGCUUCCUGGCGAGGGCUUUCCUGGAGCUAAAGGUGACCGCGGCUCGGCAGGGGAGAGGGGGCUGAAGGGAAUCAAAGGAGAUAUGGGUGAUGCUGGAACCCCGGGGCAACCUGGCCGAGCUGGUGUCAAAGGUGAAGCGGGACUCACCAGAGAGGACAUCAUUCGGAUGAUCAAAGAGAUCUGCGGAUGUGGGAUCAAGUGUAAGGAGAGGCCCAUGGAGCUGGUGUUUGUCAUCGACAGCUCGGAGAGCGUGGGCCCGGAGAACUUUGAGAUCAUCAAGGACUUUGUGAACGCACUUGUCGACCGGGUCACAGUGGGGCGCAACGCCACCAGGAUCGGCCUGGUGCUGUACAGCCUGGAGGUGAAGCUGGUGUUCAACUUGGCCCGCUACGUCAGCAAACAGGACAUCAAGCAGGCCAUCAGGAACAUCCCAUACAUGGGAGAGGGUACGUACACGGGCACGGCCAUCCGUAAAGCUACACAGGAGGCCUUCUACAGUUCACGAGUGGGCGUCAGCAAAGUGGCCAUCGUGAUUACUGACGGCCAGACGGACAAGCGGGAGCCGGUGAAGCUGGACAUCGCGGUACGAGAGGCCCACGCCGCUAAUAUUGAGAUGUUCGCUCUGGGGAUUGUGAACACCUCAGACCCAACGCAGGCUGAGUUCCUGAGAGAGCUGAACCUGAUCGCCUCCGACCCCGACAGCGAGCACAUGUUCCUCAUUGAUGACUUCAACACCCUGCCAGCUCUGGAAUCCAAGUUGGUGAGCCAGUUCUGUGAGGACGAGAACGGAGCCCUGAUAUACAACAGAAUAACAAACGGCUACAACGGCUACAGGAAUGGCGUCAAUGGGCACUACGCCAUCGGUGGCUAUGGUUACCGGCCUGCGACUGAGCAGGAAAUACUGAACGGACGACAGACUGGCACCAACACUGGCGCCAGCACCCACAGCCACGGAGGCCAAGUAGAGACCACCCAGCAUGGCAGUAAAGGGUCCAGCACAGCACAUGGCGGAGGAGCUCAGCAUGUGCACACUGAUGCAACAAACUGGGGGACUGAGCGCGGGGACACAUUUAACCGCGGAAACUUAGAUCUCAGACCUGUCCCUCCUUCCAGAGAGGACUCCUCCGGUAGCCGAGGCUCCUCCUCAUCUUCAUCAUCAUCUUCAUCUUCAUCAUCAUCAUCAUCAUCCUCUUCUACAAAUACAACCACAUCCUUCUCAGGUGGAUCCGUAAUUCAUGUACCUGCCCCGAGGCCAGCUCUCCCCAAAGAGACCGUGCCCUUAGACCCUCGCUGUGGCCUGGUCCUGGACCAGGGCACGUGUCGGGACUAUAACAUCCGCUGGUAUUACGACAAGCAAGCCAACGCCUGCGCCCAGUUCUGGUACGGCGGCUGCAACGGCAACAAGAACCGCUUCGACACAGAGGAGGAGUGCAAGAGGACGUGUGUGAUCACCAGAUCCACCGAAGGCUGAGUGAAGGCGUCUGCCAUACAUCUGCUGUAGAUACUUCCAGGAGGGGCAGCUAAAACCAGCCUUUUUCACAGGGUUAUGUAAAGUCUUUGCAUAAUUCUCAGGCAUAUACACGUACACUGAUGUUCCAUACCACUACUACAUUAUACUUCCUGUCUUUGUGCCCCUUCCUAUUGAACCAGUUGUGAAAUUGUCCUCCUCUUGAGUACAGAGAAAGAGA
Seriola dumerili (greater amberjack) is the source of this 3916-nucleotide messenger RNA. Its product is annotated as collagen alpha-1(XXVIII) chain-like. The record is from RefSeq and is a predicted model, not a curated record. The coding region runs from base 1 to 3699 and encodes 1232 amino acids. The transcript has 35 exons. Gene Ontology annotation, molecular function: serine-type endopeptidase inhibitor activity. Lineage: Eukaryota; Metazoa; Chordata; Actinopteri; Carangiformes; Carangidae.